Messenger RNA from Dendrobium catenatum, 1051 nucleotides. Its product is annotated as heavy metal-associated isoprenylated plant protein 39. Bases 341 to 856 code for a protein of 171 amino acids. The record is from RefSeq and is a predicted model, not a curated record. Gene Ontology annotation, molecular function: metal ion binding. NCBI's taxonomy places the organism in Eukaryota, Viridiplantae, Streptophyta, Magnoliopsida, Asparagales, Orchidaceae. The transcript is spliced from 3 exons.
CGUCGGAUCGAUGUCGACUUCCCGCCGGCUUUCAGAUCUGUAGCUGACGACGCAUGAAACCCCACUCCUCUUUCUCUCUCUCCAUUAGAACAGCACAGAAGAGAGAGAAUACUGAAAGCCAAAGGCCCACUCCUUUUUGGAAGCAGACGAUAUUGUCUCUAUAACUCUCUCUUUUCGCCUUAUUUACUUUUCCAUAGGAGCCCAGCCUUCUCAUCUCUCCUCCUUUUUCUUUACCUUUUCCUCCACUCUUCUCAACCACUCCCUCUUCAUUCUGCAGUUUUCUACCUAGCUCCGCCAUUAUCAUCUUCGUCGUUGCCUGCAAUCAACUCUCUCCGGAGAAAUGAAGAAACUUGUUCUGAAGUUGGAUUUACAUGAUGACAAAGCCAAGCAGAAGGCUAUGAAGGCUGUCUCCACACUUCCAGGGAUCGACAUGAUUUCCAUUGACAUGAAAGAACAAAUGCUAACUGUGAUUGGAACCGUUGACCCAGUCGAUGUUGUGAGCAAACUAAGAAAGCUUUGGCGCACUGAAAUCACAUCGAUUGGACCGGCAAAAGAGCCUGAGAAGAAAGAAGAACCUGAGAAGAAAGAAGAGCCCAAGAAGGAAGAAGAGCCUAAAAAGGAAGAAGAGGCUAAAAAGGAGGAGCCAAAGAAGGAGGAAGCAAAGAAAGAAGAGCCUGCAAAGAAAGAAGAGACUGAAAAGAAGGAAGAGUCACCUAAGAAAGAAGAACCUAACCAUCAUGAACAAAUGAUAAUGGAGCUUGUUAAGGCUUACAAAGCUUAUCAUACACAGAUGAACACACAUUACUAUGUUCAAGCUGCCCCAGAGGAAAAUUCCAAUUCUUGUGUAAUCUGUUGAGAACUUUGUCUACAUGUGAGAUAACUGCUUGACUAGGAUUCAAGUAAGUUGAAAUUUGUAUGAGGAGAGUCUGUAUAUAUACUUUGAUGCCUUAUCUAUCUCUACUAAGGUUGUUAUGUUUAGUGGUGGUCACUUUUUUUGAAUAAAAUGUCAAGUGGUUCAUCCAGAGAAAAUUUAUGUAGAUUUUGCAAUGAA